Molecule: messenger RNA, 1149 nt
Organism: Aspergillus clavatus NRRL 1
Lineage: Eukaryota; Fungi; Ascomycota; Eurotiomycetes; Eurotiales; Aspergillaceae
Exons: 1
Coding region: 1-1149 (382 amino acids)
Cellular component (GO): mitochondrion
Molecular function (GO): DNA endonuclease activity; flap-structured DNA binding; Y-form DNA binding
Source: RefSeq, a predicted model, not a curated record
AUGCGCCUCACCCACCCCCUGCGCACCCCAUACCCCUGGCUCACCACCCUCAAAGUCUCCCAACUCCAACACAUCGCCCAAGCAACAGGCAUCCACUCCUCCGGCCCCAAGGCCGCGCUGCUCACCCGGCUGCGCGCCCAGCUCCCGCAGUGCGAGCUCCCACACCCACACCCACACCCGCACAGCGCCAGCGCCAGCGCCAGCGCAAACCCCAGCCCCGGCAGGAAUCUCAGCAUCCUCAGCAUCGACAUGGGCAUCCGCAAUCUCGCCUACGCGCAUCUCAGCUUCCACGUCCCAGACACAGCCGACAGCGACAGCAACAGUAUCAGCAACAGUAUCAGCAACACACCCGCACAGCUACACGCAUGGCGUCGCCUCGCCGUCUCCGAACUCCUCCCCCCGGACGGGCUUGAAGGACCAGACACGGCGCGAGGGAUAGGUUCCUCGUCCUCGUCCUUCUCGCCGGCUGCGUACGCUCACACCGCCUACGCGCUCGUCACGGGCCUCCUGGCGCGCUACGCGCCCACGCAUGUGCUCAUCGAGCGCCAGCGGUUCCGCUCCGGGGGCGCCAGCGCGGUGCAGGAGUGGACGCUGCGCGUGGGUGUGUUUGAGGGGAUGUUGUAUGCUGUGCUUGUUGCGUUGCGGAUGGGGGCCGGGGCCGGGGUCGGGGUCGGGGUCGGGGCGGCGCCGGUGGUGGUUGGGGUUGAGCCGGGGAGGGUGGGGAGGUAUUGGGAGGGGGAGGGAUCUGUGGAGGAGAAGACGACGAAGAAGAAGGAGAUGGGGGAAGGGGAACGGAGGAGGAAGGGGCCGCGGGAGGGGAAGAAGAUGAAGAUCGAUCUUGUCGGGGGGUGGCUUUCUUCGGGGACGGGGAGUCCGGUGGUUGUUGGGGCGGAGGGGGAGGUGAGGCAGUUGGUGGAUGCGUAUUUAGGGCGGUGGGAGGGGAAAGCCAAGGGGAAGGGGAGGAGGAAAGGGAAGGGAGAGGUCGGAGAUGGCAUAGGGACGGUGGCAGACGCGGAGACCGUGGAUGUGCGCAAGAUGGAUGAUUUGGCGGAUUGUCUGGUCCAGGGCGUGACCUGGCUGCAGUGGCAGACGAUGCGGCGGCGGAUUGCGAUGAUGGGACUGGAUGCGCUGCCUGAGUUGAAGAAAUAA